AUGUCCGCCAUAAUGUUUCGAAGCACAGCUGCCCGUGCCUUUCCGCGAUCCUUGACCACUUCUCCCCGAGCAACCCUGUGCAAAAAUGUCCUUACGGCCUCGUUGAGGACAUCAGCUCGUCCAGUUGUAGCUUCCCGAUUGCUAGCUCUCACCACCGUACAACCUAUGCAAAAGGCAUUGGUUCGUUAUGCCACCAACAAUGCGUACGCUUAUGACAAGGCAAAGGCAGAGGCGGAUUUGGGAAAGCAAUUGAUCUCGGCACGUCACGAUGAGGUCUCGACGGAGUCUUCGAUCCACCCCGUCACCGGCGAGGUUGGACUUCAUCAAGAAGAGCAAGAGGUGGACAUGAUGGCUGGAAUUCGAAGUGAUUUUAACACCAUCAAGGAAACUUUUACUUUGAGGGAUGUGCCUCGUGAAGCACUUUACGUUGGUUUGGCUGGGGUCAUUCCUUAUCUGGCGACAUCCCUGACCACCGUCUACCUAUCUUUUGAUAUUCAAUAUGCCGCCCACCACGGACAGGGCUUCUUCUUGUCUGGCGAGGUUGCUGAACAGCUAUUGCACAUCAUCGAACCAAUCCAGCUUGGUUAUGGUGCUUCUAUCAUUUCCUUCCUUGGUGCCAUUCACUGGGGUCUGGAAUGGGCCAAAUUCGGUGGUGCUCAAGGCUAUCCCAGAUACUCCAUGGGUAUUGUCGCUACUGCUGUCGCAUGGCCUACCCUACUUCUUCCCGCAGAAGUUGGUCUAAUCGCUCAAUUCCUUGCCUUCACCUUCUUGUACUACAAUGAUGCACGGGCCGGUGCACGAGGAUGGGCUCCAGCCUGGUACGGAACCUACCGAUUCGUGCUGACUUUCAUCGUUGGUGCAUCCAUUGUUGCAUCGUUGAUUGGACGUGGCCAGAUCUCCGAUUUGGUCACGCGACCAACUGGCCCAACUGAGAGAUUCAGAGCACUCCGAGCGAAACAGUAUGAAGAACUGGGCCCUGAACCAGAUGCUGAGGAGGAGGAAGAAGAAGACGAAGAAGAGUAG
Molecule: messenger RNA, 1023 nt
Organism: Exophiala bonariae
Lineage: Eukaryota; Fungi; Ascomycota; Eurotiomycetes; Chaetothyriales; Herpotrichiellaceae
Exons: 3
Coding region: 1-1023 (340 amino acids)
Source: RefSeq, a predicted model, not a curated record